CCCUACAUCCUUACCGUGCCUCCGCUGUCGCGUACCGAGCGAGAGCCCAGGCAAGCAGGUGUUGGGAGGGGGCGUGCAGGGUCGCACGAGACAAAGGGGGCGCGGAGGUCAGCCCGCUAUGGCCUCCCGGAGCCCGGGGGGUCUGAGCGGGAGCCGCGGCGGCGGCGGCAAGAAGAGCCUGAGCGCCCGCAAUGCUGCGGUGGAGAGGAGGAACCUGAUCACCGUAUGCAGGUUUUCUGUGAAGACCCUGAUUGAUCGGUCUUGCUUUGAGACAAUUGAUGAUUCUUCUCCUGGAUUUAACAAUUUUGCAGCUAUUUUGGAACAGAUUCUAAGCCACCGGCUAAAAGGUCAAGUAAGCUGGUUUGGUUACGAAAGUCCUCGUACCUUUUGGGACUAUAUCAGAGUGGCUUGCCGGAAAGUUUCACAGAAUUGUAUUUGCAGCAUUGAAAAUAUGGAAAAUAUCAGGUCUUCUAGAGCUAAGGGUAGAGCCUGGAUCAGAGUAGCACUCAUGGAAAAACAUUUAUCUGAAUACAUCUCUACAGCUCUGAGAGACUUCAAAACAACCAGCUUCUGCCUAAAGGGCGAGGGAUUGGAUGGCAACUUUCCUGCUGUAAUAGACUAUACACCUUUUAAAAAAUUUGAUAUUCCCAGUUCUGACAGCAUCAGCAGCGAUGAAGAGGAGCUAAGGACUUUGGGAAGCAGUAGCAGUGAAAGCAGCACUCCAGAGAGUGUCGGCCCUCCCUUCAUCAUGGAUGAGAACAGUUGGUUCAACAAGUGUAAGAGAGUUAAACAAAAAUAUCAGCUUACCCUGGAACAGAAGAACAUUGAAGACAAAAGCACUCACCAUCUUAAUAUUCACAGGACUGUGCUAAAGAAUAAUGAUUUAAGAUCAAGACAAGAGUUAACUGCCCAUCUCACCAACCAGUGGCCUUCCCCAGGAGCUCUGGAUGUCAAUGCCGUUGCCUUGGAUACGUUGCUUUACCGAAAACACAAUAAACAGUGGUAUGAGAAAAGUUAUCAAAGUCUUGACCAGUUAUCAGCAGAAGUUAGCCUUUCUCAGACUUCACUGGAUCCAAGCCAGUCACAAGAAGGAGACGUAAAACAAAACACAUUAAAUUUAAUCAGUGAAGGUAAAGAAGAUACUCCCUCAUUACUUGGUCUCUGUGGGUCUCUAACAUCAGUGGCAAGUUACAAGUCUCUAACAAGCCUAAAGUCUAACGACUAUCUUGCAAGUCCCAUAACAGAUAUGACAAGUCCAGGCCUAACUCCAUCCUGAAAAAUUUACAUAAAAGCCAAAUGUUUUUAUGUUGUAAAUGUUCUGUUUACAUAAGUUUGACUGCUGGGAAGACCUUUGAAAUUUUACAUUGUUCUGCUACGUGUCCACAAUUCUAUUGCUUAGAGUUCAAUCCGCUCCAUGGUAAACUUCUGG
Molecule: messenger RNA, 1429 nt
Organism: Propithecus coquereli (Coquerel's sifaka)
Lineage: Eukaryota; Metazoa; Chordata; Mammalia; Primates; Indriidae
Gene: RUNDC3B
Product: RUN domain containing 3B
Exons: 9
Coding region: 119-1276 (385 amino acids)
Source: RefSeq, a predicted model, not a curated record